CACGUCAAAAAAUUUGGGGAAAGCUGGAAAGGAAGAAAAAAUAUUAAUUUCAUGUGAAUUUCCUUCACAAAAAAUAUUUUAAUUAAUAUUUCCCGCAAAAUCUAGUCCCCAAAAAUUUUUUAAUUUUUUUUUCGUAAAAAAAAAAUCCAGAAAUAUGGAUUUAAUGAUCUUGAUAGCGAUUGCCACGUCCUUGCUGGUCAUUAUCAUCACUCUUCUCUACUUCAAGAGUAAAUCAGAACCACAAAAAGUUGCUCGUGAGCCCCAACAACGAGGCGUUCCCGCUCGCGCUGCUGAAGGCGUUCCUCGUCGUGCCCAAAUCGUUCGAAAUCAACGAAAUCGUGCUCGUGUCGUCGAAGAUGAGCCCGUUGCUGCUGACGACGAUGACGACACCGAACGUCCCAUGCCCGAUUUCGACGGGAAAAUGGGCGCCAAGAAACGCGCCAAGCUCGAAGCGAAAGAAGAAAAGAAAAAACAACGCGAAGCCGAGCAACAGGCACGCGAAGAGCAAAAAGCAAAAGAUGCGAUAAUCGAAGCGGAACGUCAAAAGCAGCAACAGGAGGAAGAAGCGCUGGAAAAAGCUCGCGAAGAAGCCGAACGGAAGGCACGCGAGGAGAAGGAAAGACGCGAACACGAAGAAUAUCUAAAAAUGAAGGAGGCAUUCAGUGUCGAGGAAGAAGGAUACGACGAGGAGGAAGAAAGUGACAAUUUGCUGCAAGAAUUCGUCAAGUACAUCAAAGAGAACAAAGUUGUCGUGAUCGAAGACGUAGCGGCGCAUUUUAAGCUGAAAACGCAAGCCACCAUCGAUCGCAUCAAGGAUUUGCAGAAAGAUGACAUCAUCAGUGGCGUUAUUGACGAUCGGGGAAAAUUCAUUUAUAUCUCGCCGGAUGAACUGAAAUCCGUUGCGAAAUUUAUUCGGCAACGCGGAAGAGUUUCAAUUACGGAAUUGGCGGAGCAUAGCAACAAAUUGAUUAAUUUUGCAAGUCCAAUAGCUGCAAGUCAAUAAUUUAUUCGGAUUUUUUGUCGACGUUUUUCUUUAAUUUUUAUAUUUUAAUAAUAAUAAGGUUAACAAUUUUGUUUAUUGUUAAAUAGAAACAAUUAAGAAAAAAAAGUUUUUUUUACGAAGACUUUCUUGGGC
This is a messenger RNA of Culicoides brevitarsis, 1135 nucleotides long. It is a transcript of the gene Ddrgk1, whose product is annotated as DDRGK domain-containing protein 1. NCBI's taxonomy places the organism in Eukaryota, Metazoa, Arthropoda, Insecta, Diptera, Ceratopogonidae. The coding region runs from base 155 to 1003 and encodes 282 amino acids. The transcript is spliced from 2 exons. The record is from RefSeq and is a predicted model, not a curated record.